AUGGCCCAGCCCCCUCUCAUGGCGGAGAGCUCAAACCCAUCUAAAACAUCAGCUAAUGACCCAUCUCCUCCAACCAACCCAUCCGUUCAAAGGCCAGGUUCAGCGUUGAAGCUAUUUGGUUUCAAUUUGACCGAGAGCGAUCCAACUGAGGACAAAACACAAACAUGUGGUGAACAUAGAAAAUUCCGAUGUCAGUUCUGUGGUCGGUUAUUCACCAACUCUCAAGCUCUUGGAGGUCAUCAAAAUGCACACAAGAGAGAGCGUCAAAGAGCAAAGCAGCAUGCCCAGCAGGGCAAUGAUCAACAAUUCCUAGCGGCUGCACCAAUUCUAAGCUCUCACUCAGUGAGAUCAGUACAUUCAGGAGGUUUUAACGUCACUGGGUCUGCCGCUAAGUUUGAUUCAAAAGCCAAAAUGGACAUUUCAUCACAGCCUCCAUUGAAGUCAUCCUCCUUCCCCUCUGGUCAUUUUGCUUCUCCAAUUUAUGUUGGACGGCCAUUGCACGUAGAUAUUACUGGCUUUGGGGCAUCAACCACUAGUACUUCGUUAACAGAUUUCGAUGGCAAAUUACGUGAGAGGGACAUAGAUGUUGAUCUUCAUCUUAACCUUUCUUCAUCUGGAUCUAAGAAAUUCAGAUGA
Messenger RNA from Ilex paraguariensis (yerba mate), 636 nucleotides. NCBI's taxonomy places the organism in Eukaryota, Viridiplantae, Streptophyta, Magnoliopsida, Aquifoliales, Aquifoliaceae. The record is from the annotation of a GenBank genome assembly.